Molecule: messenger RNA, 14209 nt
Organism: Xenopus tropicalis (tropical clawed frog)
Lineage: Eukaryota; Metazoa; Chordata; Amphibia; Anura; Pipidae
Gene: vcan
Product: versican
Exons: 15
Coding region: 370-11553 (3727 amino acids)
Biological process (GO): cell adhesion
Cellular component (GO): photoreceptor outer segment; interphotoreceptor matrix; extracellular region
Molecular function (GO): carbohydrate binding; calcium ion binding; hyaluronic acid binding
Source: RefSeq, a predicted model, not a curated record
GGGAGGGUUGCUGAGCCCUCCUCUUGCUUAUGCAGCCGCCCCUCCUUCCCUACCCGCUGACGGUAUAAUGAUAUAAUCAUGAGGGGUGUCAGAUCCCGCAUUUGAACUUGCAGCCAAACGGGCUCAGUGAUUCUUCUUGCACAAGGACUCAGCACAGACACACGCUGCAGAGACUUCUGGGAUCAGGUGCCCUUGUUCUACGGGGACUUUUAUAGUGCAAGAGCCUACAAACAGGAUCCCCCCAAAAGCAUCCCUCCAGCCCUCCAGCCUGGGAAUAUACUCCAUCAGCCACAAGCAAGUCUGAGAGAGAUUUCUGUACAAAAGUGGAUUGGAUGCAGCUGCACUGCUAGGUCACCUUAAAAGGUCAAGAUGUUACUAGAAAUAAAAUAUAUAUUUUGGAUAUUCUCGGCAUUCUCCCUUACUAAUGCAUUCCGUGCAGUUCAAGUGGAAAAGAGUUCCCCAGUGAAGGGUUCGUUAUCUGGAAGAGUGAAUCUGCCAUGCUUUUUUUCAACCAUACCAACAUUGCCACCCAGCUACAAUAUUACAAAUGAAUUCCUGAGGAUCAAAUGGACCAAAAUUGUUCAGAGCAGAGAUGGAAAGGACCCAAAGGAAACUACAGUUUUGGUGGCCCAAAGUGGAAGUAUUAAAAUUGGACAACAAUAUAGAGGCAGAGUGUCUGUGCCAAGUCACCCUGAAGACAUUGGGGAUGCAUCUUUAACCAUAGUCAAACUACGUGCUAGUGAUGCUGGUGUUUACCGAUGUGAAGUUCUGUUUGGGAUUGAGGAUACCCAAGACACAGUUUCCUUGGAUGUUUCAGGAGUUGUGUUCCACUACCGAGCCUCUACUGACAAGUACACUUUGGACUUUGAGGCUGCUCAGAAAGCAUGCAUAGACAAUGGUGCCCAAAUUGCAACUCCUGGACAACUGAGAGCAGCUUAUGAAGAUGGUUUUGAGCAAUGUGAUGCUGGGUGGCUUUCUGACCAGACUGUUAGAUAUCCAAUCCGCUCGCCUAGAGCAGCCUGCUAUGGUGAUAAAAUGGGAAAGGAAGGAAUCCGUACCUAUGGAAAGCGUCCUGUUUCUGAGAAAUACGACGUGUACUGUUUUGUGGAUGAACUGGAAGGUGACCUGUUUCACACGACUGCUAACAAAAAGUUCACCUUUGAAGAAGCCAAACAGGAGUGCGAGAAGAAGAAUGCCGCUCUGGCCACAGUGGGAGAUCUGUAUGCGGCCUGGAGAAAGGGAUUUGACCAGUGUGAUUAUGGAUGGCUUGCUGACGGCAGCGUUCGUUACCCAGUAUCUGUGGCCCGACCCCAGUGUGGAAAUGGUUUGCUUGGAGUUCGUACCAAAUACCGCUUCAGUAACCAGACUAAUUUCCCUAAUUCACUGGAGAGAUUUGAUGCAUAUUGUAUCCAAAGCAAAAGGAAUAUAACGGAAUCUGUAUCUGUUAGAUUGAUAUUUCCGACUGAAGCAACAACCGCCAGUAUUAUAAAAACAGUAGAAAAAUUACCUGAAAAGGUAACAGCAAAGUCUGUUUAUUCUCAUGGACGACAACCUGCAACAGAAAGCAUUUCACAUUUGAAAGCAGAAACAACUGUUACAGCUGAUGCCAGACAGAGAGAAACAGUAGGCCCAACAGAUCCAUCAGCUCUAUUAUUUCAAGAAGAGGGUACCUCGGCUUCUAAACUGGAAAGUAGCCAAGAUGUAAUAGAAUCUUCCGCUGAUCAGACCGAAAAAAUAACAGAGUCUCCUGUGAAACAACAAUUUUCUGUAACUGAUAAUUCCAUAAAACUGACAAAAGAGGUUUUAUAUCAAAGUUCACAGCCCCCAAAAGGGUCAAUGGAAGCCAAAACUGAAGAAGUUAUCCCAACGGUUAUAAUACAUCAUAAGAUUGUUGGUGAUGACAUUGUUACCAGCCCACCAGAAAUAGAAGCAGGACCUGAAGAACCCGUUGAUAGUGUUGUGACAGUAAGUAGUUUAAAACAUGAUUUUGAUUCCUCAAGCACACAGCCUGAGGUGGAUGUAAUUACAGUGUACAAAACAUCCACCUCUGUGCAGCCUGGAGUAACUUCAGGCUUUGAUUCCUCUGAGGAAGGUAGCCAGCCAAUUGUGGCUACAGACUUGAUAAUUUCAAAAGACAAACAUGUAGUUAGUACAGUUACAGCCCAUCAAGAUGAGUUCACAGAUGAAGGCAGUAGACUUGAACUAGAAAGUACAACAUUGCCUGAGAGCACUGUCACUCAGGAUGGAAUUGUAGAAUCUGAGGACAGUUAUGCAGUUGCUGUGGAAGAAACAACAUCACCACCAGUGCUUCUUGUUCAGUCAAGCCAACCAUCACAUUUAGACAUGCAUGUUCCUGAAGCCAUCUCUACAAUCAAAGAACAACAACCAACCGAAACACACACCACUUAUAAAGAGACAGUCGAAGAACAGAUAACACCAAAACCUGUUCCUAUUUCUACCCAGAAGCCACAUCUGAUAGAUGUGGAACCCGAUGAGGAAACCAGCAAGGGAACAAUAGUGAUUGGUGAGUCUAUUUCUCAUCUAAAAGUUACAACUGAAUCUGAUAUGACAGGCAAACAGAAGCAAGAUAUUGACUCAGAAUACCUGACAAGCGGAACUUCUGCAAAAGAACCCACCCAGGAGCCAGAAUGCGAGGACACCUCAGAUGAGACUCAAACGAAUGUACACAAUGAAGAUUCGAAUCAGAUACCAAUCAAUCUGAUCGUUGUAGAAGUUAAUGAAAAUGUGACAGGUACAUUUGAAACAGUUGUUAACAUAUUGGAUACAGGAAGACUUCAUUUACCUGAUCAUAAUGAGUCCAGUGAAGAGAAUGGCCAAUUUUUUAUAGAUGUUUUACAUUUAAUUCCACUUGUUGUUGAGGACGAUGAUGAUGGAUCAGAUUGUGACAAUACUACUGAUGUUUCAACGCCCCCUUCAUUGCAAUUUAUUAAUGGGAAACAAGAGAUCACACCUGCACCAAGAGAUUCCAAAGCUGAGGAAGCUAGACAGGAUCAAAUUGAAAGUGCCACACCAUCUGAAAAUGUUUCACUUACUCAAAUCAGUGAAGUUACAGACCGAGUCAUAAUGCAGACAGAUGUCCCUAGCAUUGCAACAUCGGUGGUUGUAGAUAUUGGGGGGAGCAGUACACAUGCAAAGAUACAAGAACCUGAAUUCAGUGGGGAUACAGAAAUUAAUACUGAGACUUCUCCAACUUAUUUGCCACGAACACCAAGUAUGGUUUCAGUUAAUAGAUCAGUGCAUUUAUUUACACUGGAAUCCUUAGAAGAAACAGAUUCUAAAGUUUUGAGCACUAUUGAAUCAGUUACUGAAGGGAGUAGAAUUAAACCUGAACAUAUGACAGAUGCACCCUCAUUCCAACUGAUAACUGAAAUAGCCACCCAUGCAAGUGAACAAAUGUUAUUGGCAAUAUCAGAAAAAACACCUAAAGAGAAUUUUAUUCCAGCAGAGGAAGAUACAAAGGCGACAGAGGAACCAGCUAUUGUCACUGAAGCUUCCCUUGUUUAUAAUCCGCCUGAAGGUUCAGGGGGUUUAGAUUCAGAGCCCAUUGUUAGUGUAACUGCUUCUGUGCAUAGCUUGGAUGAAAUCAAGAGUUCUCCUACAAAAGGUAUUGUAGCUGAUACCAAAGCUGAUACCACUUUGCCUACAUUAUUCCCUGAUACAGAUUUGUCAUCUGAAGAAGUCAAGCUUGUUACAUCAGUAUUCGAUCAGGUGACAAAAGUUACAGCCACAAGCAAAGAAAAACAUGAGGAAAGCAUUACUGUAGACCCAACAAAAAGUUUUGGAUUGCUUGAAGAAGAAGAAGAAGGGUCAGCUAAAGAAGAUGUUAUUUUAGAUCAGCAACCUACUAUUAGUAGCAGAGUGUAUGCUACAGAAACCUUGCAAACAGUAACAGACUCAGCUCAAAUAAAACCUACUGAUUCCAUAUCUUUUGCUUCUGAAGCAAUAACUUCUAUAUCUCAAGAUAUAAUCACAACUGGAACUACUACUGAUAUUUCAUCCAAUCAUUCUGCCAGUCAUGUAGUCACUGUAGAGUCCCUGUUGAUACAGGAAGGUUCAGGCGAUAUAGACAAUGCAUAUGUUUCAAGUACUGUAUCACAAGAGAAAUAUGGACAGGAAUUGCUGUCCACAGAUUCAGCUAAAACCACUGACACAGUUACAGAAGAAACCAUCACUCUGAUAAAAGAUGGUUCACAGAAAGAAAAAGAAUAUGUACCUACUGAGAUUCUAGAUAAACAAACAUACAAAUAUGGUUCAACUACAGUAGUGACUGAACAAACAGAAAAAAUCACCACAACUGAAACAGAAGAAGAAUCUGUUGUAUCUGAGUCUGGUGAUACUGAGUCAACAUCUGAAAAUGUACCAGUUAGCACAGUGAAAAGUCCACUGACAGACUUAGAUUCCAAACAAGAAAUUAUUUAUUCAACUCCCUUUCCAUCAGAAGUAGAACAUACAGCUGUAGAACAAUACAGUUCCUCUCCAUUACCAGUCUUGGCAUCUACAGCCUUUAGCAGUAUAGACAUAGCCAUUUCAGAUAAAACAUCUGUUAUGAAAACCAGCACCAUUUUACCAUUUACAGGCGAGGGUUCAGCUGAUGGUGAUUUGGAGGGCAUUCUUACUCCCAAACCUUCUUUAGAUUCCAUAAAAUCUGAUACUGAAGCAAUUACAGCUAUUCCAGUCUUUACAGAUGAUAAAACAGUUGGAACUGGCAUCACUCACAGUUUGACACCAAGUGAAAUAAGCCCAGACAUAACAUUAGUAGAUCAAGGCUCAGGAGAUCUUGUUAGCUCUGAAGCAGAAAUUGAGAUAACAACUGCAAAAGACUUUGCUACAAUCUUUUCUGUAGAAAUUACAGAAAGUGCAGAUGCUACAACAUUUUCAAGGGGAACAGAAGUAAAAGAAUCACCUGCAGAACCCGAGACAGUGGAAUCUAAAUUGAUCUUCAGCACUGAAACACCUCUUUCUCUGGAACACAUUACAACAGUAAAACUCCCCAAAACUAUUAUAACUGACUCAUUAUUGACUGAUACAGGUUCAGGUGACUCAGAUGAUCUAGUCACAGUUUCCUCCCCCUUGACUUCACUAAUCCAAACACAACAUGAAACUGAAACCAUAAGCACAGUUACAUCAGCUGAACAAUCCACAUUGGGUUUGGAAAUGGAAACAACAGAAACAGAUCUUAAAAAAGUAGAGACACUUGAAUCAGAAAUAACUUAUGAUAAAGAAAAACCUCAAUUGCAAACUACAGGCAUAACAUCACAGCCCACUAGCGAACAAUCUACACAACCUCCUCUUAAAUACAUACUAAGCACUGAAUAUCCAAUAAGUGAAGGAUCAGGAGAUAUGCAUGAAUUUACUGAAUCAUCUACAUCCAAAACUACAGAACAUAGAACAUCAAGCAUUUUAACAGCACAGUCUGAGAAGGAACAUAGUACAAAAUUAGUUUAUGACAGUUCAGGAGAUGAGGGCAUUAUCACAGGUACUACAAUAUAUGUUACCAAAACUAAAUCUCAAAGUGAAGACAUCAGUUCAGUAUUUCCAACCGAGGAAUCAACAGUAAGUUUAGAAGCUGGCACAAUUAAAAUAGAUCUUCAUUUAGAAAGCCAUACCAAAGAUGCAAGUAUUGUGGAGUCUUAUGCUGGUCUGAGUACAGAUACAGAUGUAGUAUCCGAGGCUGGAACAAAAGCAACAGACAUCCCACCAGUACAUUCAACUAGUGGGCAUAUUUCUUUGCUUACAGUACAAGAAACAGAUAGUUCUCAUUCACCUUUUAUCAUUGAAAGCUCAGGAGAUAAAGAGGACAUUUUCACAACUACAGAAACAUAUGCAAUCAAAACAGAUACUGACAUGAGCACAGUAUUCCCAAUGGAAAAAACAUCAUUGAGUUCACCUGGAGAAACAAGUGGUGCAUUGGAAAUCCAUACCAAAGAUGCAGAAAAAGUUGAGUCAGAAACAGGAUUCAGUGCAGCAUCACAAGAAAUGUUAAAGGUUGUAACACAAAUUGUCACUGUUCCAGGAGAUUUAGCUACCAAAGAAAUUUCAAUUACAGAUUUACCUUAUGAAAGCUCUGGAGAGGAUAUGUUCACAGACACCACAACAUAUGCAGCUAGACCUAAACUGGACAGAGAAAUCAUCAGAACCUCACCCCCAACUGAAAAACACACAGGGAUUGUAGAAUCAACAACAGAGCUUGAGUUAGGUGAUAUCAAAGAAACAGAAUUAGUUGAAUUUGAAACAGUCAUUAGUACAGGUGCACAAGAGGUGUCUACACAAGCUACACAAGCAUCUUCCAUCGUACACCUAUAUUCACCUACUGAGGAUAUCAUCAGCACUGUUUCACCAGACGGGAGCUCAGGAGACGGAAUUUUCCCAGAUACUGAAACCUAUGCAAUUAAAAUGCAUAGUGAAGUCAUUAGCACAUUAAUUUCUACUGAACAACCGAAAGUGAAUUUAUCAAUAGAAAGUAUUGCCUUAGAAACUACAACCAAAGAUGCAGACCAGCUGUCUGUAGAUGGAGAACAAGCAUCUGCCACCAUAAGUGUACACCCAGCUACCUCUGUUUUUACUGAGGAUAGCUCAGGGGACGAUGCAAGUAUUUUUACUGAUACAUAUCCAUAUAAAACAGAAAUGGACAGCAAGGUUGUCAGCACAAGUUUUCCAGCUGAGGAAGUAACAGUGGGAUUUGCUGUAGAAACAAGUAAAAUAGGUCUAGGUUUGGAAACAGAAGCAGCCGAAUCUACAACUGUGUUCAGUGGAGCUGCACAAACGGAAUCUGAGACAACAGACAUGUUCCCAGCACAUUCAACUAGUAAGAUCACUCCAUCUCUUCCAGUUAAAGAAAUAAUCAGCACAGAUGAAAGUUCAGGAGAUUAUGGCUUGUUACUAACAGCUACUAAAGACUAUGCAACUAAAGCUGAACCAGUUGGCAGCACAAUUUUCCCUACUGAGGGACCCGAAGUGAGUUUAGAAGUAGAAACAAGUGCAACAGGUCUUAAGUUAGAAAGUUCUACCAAGUAUGAUGAAGUGGCUGAAUCUGAAACAGGUGUUAUAACAGAUAUGCUAGAAACCUCAAAGGUUGUAACACAAGCAAAUGAAAUAUCCUCACAUUUAGAUGGAGAGCCUAUUACAUCAAGACCAAUUAGAAAAUAUUAUAGCACUGAUUCAGUAUUUCUUGAUCAGGGCUCAGGAGACCACACUCAGGAUGAUUUAGCAACAGUUGCAUCUACUGAGACUUUGGAAACAAAAACUGAGGGGGCUACUGAAGCCAUUGAUACACAUUCUGCAGCUACAGAGUCCUGGCUGAGCUUAAAAAUAGAAACAUCAAUAAAACCUGAAUUUGUUUCAUCUACAGACAUGCAGGAUAUAUCAGAAACCGGAAAAGAAACACCUAGCGCCACACUACAUCAUGAAAUGAGCCAAUAUGUUACAGAUACCCCACAUAAAGAGGUAUUCAGCACUAAAUCAGAUAUUUUAGAUGCAGGCUCAGGAACUGAUGAAGGAGUGUUCCAAGAUGUCAUAUCUACACCUGUGCCAAAAACAGAAUCCAAGUCACCAGAAAGUAGAUAUGUAAGCAUUGUUCAGUCAGCUACCGAAUAUACUGCACACACAGCACAACCAAGCACCAUUACACAUGUUGAAACAGAAGAACCAAGGGAAUCUAUUUUCAGUACAAAAUACCCAGAUAGCGAUGUAGGUUCAGGUGACCAAUAUGAAACUGUUGAAGCAGGAACAAGUGAGGUAAAAACUUCUACUGAAAAAACAAAGACAUUAAAACCACACUUAAUUUUUAGUACAGAUGCACCUGAAAAAGCACCUGCUACAGAUGGUGUAGCAGCAUAUCCAACCAGUAUUAUGGGUGAAGUUUCUGAAAUCACUGUAACUGAGCAAGGUUCUGGAGAGGAAAUCCAGCCAACCACAGUAAUAGAUGAACAGACCAAAGCUGAAAGAAAGUUUGAAGAUCAGACUGGAGAAGCUGUCAUAACAGUUUUAGUCCCAGAAUACCCAGAGACACUGGAGCCCGAAAACAUUACAUUGGAUGGGCACUCAGAAAUCCCUACCAAGGAAGCUGAAACACCAGAGCCCACAAUAAGUGUUAGCACAAGUACCGGGGCAAUGUUACUUGAAAUAAAAUCAACACAAGAUGUGCCAAUAUCGCACACUCAGUCUAUAACUGAAUUUACAUUAGGCUUAGAAGAGGAAGUUACUAGCAAACCAUCUGUAUUCAUUUUUGAAGAAAGCUCAGACAAAACAAUAUGGGUGGGAACAGAAGGAAAAACUAUUAGUGAAGUCAUUAGUGCAUCGCCUUCAGCAACUGAAUUUAUUCUUGAUGACAAAACAAGCAAACAGAUUUCUGAAGAUUUUGAGUUAUCAACUAUGAAGGAAGACAUAAAACUAGAAUUAAAAUCAACACCUGCAACAGUUCCAGAGACCACAGAGUCUCUGUUCACUGAAAAAGCUUUAUUGUAUGAGGAAGGAUCAGGAGACAUAAUUUCUACAACUACCAAGGAGGACAUUUCUGAAAAGCCAAUUUAUACAGGUGUUGCUGAACCAACUGUAGAAGUUGAUGAAGCACCUGUCAGUACAAGAGGUCCUGAAGAUUUAACUGAACCAGAGACAGAGAUACUCCAGGAAACAAGUUUAGAUAUAACUGAAUAUUAUUUACGCUCCACACAGCAGCCAGAAAUAAGUACAGAACCAUCCCAUGUAAUUUCUAAAGACACUUUAGAAAUCACUGAGACAUUAAUAGAACAAAUUACAGAAGAGUCCGUGCAUACAACAACAAGGCCCACCGUACAACCAGAGAUAGCAGAUACUGCUUUUGAAUUAUUUUCAGGACUAGGUUCAGGAGAAGUUACACAUAUUGAUGAAUCUGUUACACCUUCUACCUCAAUAAAAAUAGAUGAAUCUUUUAGCAUAACUAAAGAAAAACAUAGUGAGCCUUUCCUUUAUACAGACAAGCCAGAAUUGCAUGAAACAAAGAGCUACAAACCUGACACAGAAAUGUAUUCAAAAGCAACUUCCCAGUUGGAUGUAGAUUCCAGCUUACUGGAAACAACAGAUGAGAAGUUUUUGGAUAUUGAAACACAAACACUGCCAUUAACAAGUGAUACUGUUCCUGCAAAGGAGGAAUCAGAAUGGGACCAAGAAGUUAUUGGACCUAAGCCAUCCACAGUUGUUGGAACCAUUAGACCUGACACUGAAGAGACAGUUACAACUUUACCUUUUAUUCCAGAGAGUUCACAUGAUGGUGGUCCCAAAGUAACUUCUGAGCAGGUGGUGACUCCUGAAGAUUCUGUUUUGCCAGUUAUGACUAGUGCAUUUCCAGCAGAAAUUCAUGUUCCUACAGAAAAAGAGUUUGAAUCUGUGGUAACCAGCAGACCAAGUAUGCUCGUUGACAAGGAAUAUCAUGAAACUGUACAUUCGGAAAUAGUUACCCUUUCAUCUGAAGUAGAAAGUUCAACAGAUGAUGAUGAUGAGAUUAGUGGCACAGAGCAAUCAGCUGAGACACCUGAAGAAAUAUUGGAAACAACAGAGUUAACCUAUACAAAAACCACCAUAAAGCCUGAGGUUGAAGGAGAUGAGUAUCAGUUCAGCCCAAGUUUGGAGAAUUUAAGCAAAAUACAUGCAAUUUCAGACUCAGUUACAUCCCAAGCUUUACUGUUGAGGGAACAAACUGAAAGUGAUGUAAUCAGCACAAAAGGAACAUUUGAAACUGAAUAUGUAUCAAAGGAAGAUGGAGAUGGCGAUACAACAGUUAGCCUAGUGGAAGAGCAUAUCACAUCUGGUGAUAGUAAAUCUGAAUAUUUCACUGAAGAUACAAAAUUGAUAGACAAGUCUCUUGCAAGCACACCUACUUACAUUCACAAAGAGGAGGUUGAUGUAAGUAAGGCAACAGAGGAGACUACAGUGACAACUCAAGAACUAAGUCCAAAAUAUCCUGUGACUGUUAUUCUUGUUAAUGGGGCCUCUGACUAUACUGGAAAAAUUAUUCCCAGUACUUUGCCAUCUGCUGGUUCAGGUACUGAUCAUGUUGUCUCAGAGCAGGAAGUCAGUGCAGAUAUUGCUGCUACCUAUAAGCCAGAGGAUGUGCAUUUAGUAGAUACAACUGAGUCACCUUUAGAUCACUCUGAAAGAACAGAUAUUUUGGAUGAAUCUGUAUCAGUCACUAGUGAUCAUAAGGAAGAUGCCACCUCUUCACAGCAGCAUGUUGUACAUGACAUAGACCACAUAACUAAGCAUACAUUGCCUACAGAGGAACCAAGUAUAGAUUCAGAUAAGGUCCUAACUCAAUUAUAUGGACAGUUAACAGAUACUGAUUCCCCCCCAAGUCACAAACUGGAGGAAUCAUUUACUCCAUUUCCACAAUAUUCUGAUGAAAAUGUGGAAACUCAGUCAGCCUUAGUUGUACAGAAAGAAUUUUCAACAGUUUCGUACAAUAUAGCUGAGCCAUUUGACGAAAAAACAAUUGAAUCUGCAGUUCCAGAAGAAGAAGCCAAUGCCGCUGUGCCUGUAACAUCUGAACCUGAUGUGGAAGUAACUGAUGGAAUUGAAAUCCACAUUUCCACUAGUAAUAAUGUUGAAGGAACUGAACUUCAGAUUUCAAGUCAAGACCCAUGCAAAGUAAAUCCAUGCCAAGGUGGAGGGACCUGUUACGCUCGUGGAGGUUCAUCCUUUGUCUGCACAUGUAUGCCUGGUUUCAGUGGAGAUCAGUGUGAAAUUGAUAUAGAUGAAUGUCAGUCAAACCCUUGCCGGAAUGGAGCAGCGUGUGUUGAUGGGAUAAACUCCUUUUCAUGUAUCUGUCUUCCAAGCUACGCUGGAUCACUUUGUGAGCAAGACACCGAGGUCUGUGACUAUGGCUGGCACAAAUUCCAAGGUCACUGCUACAAAUAUUUUGCCCAUCGACGUACCUGGGACGCAGCCGAGAGAGAAUGCCGUGUACAAGGUGGCCACCUGACAAGUAUUAUGUCCAAUGACGAACAGACUUUCGUCAACCGUUUAGGGCAUGAUUACCAGUGGAUUGGCCUCAAUGAUAAGAUGUUUGAGAAUGACUUCCGUUGGACUGAUGGAAGCACAAUGCAAUAUGAAAACUGGCGGCCAAACCAACCAGACAGUUUCUUCUCAGCUGGUGAAGAUUGUGUCGUUAUUAUUUGGCACGAGAAUGGCCAGUGGAACGAUGUUCCAUGCAACUACCAUCUUACUUACACCUGCAAAAAGGGAACAGUGGCGUGCGGACAGCCUCCUUUUGUUGAAAAUGCCAAGACCUUUGGAAAGGCCAAACCUCGCUAUGAGAUAAACUCUAUGGUCAGAUACCACUGCAUGGAAGGCUUUGUACAGCGCCAUUUGCCAACCAUAAGAUGCAGAGGUGAUGGACGAUGGGAUUUGCCUAAAGUGUCCUGUCUGAAACCUUCCAAUUUCCAAAGGACUUACUCUAAGAAAUAUUAUUACAAGUUUACUCCACCUGAGAUGAGGGCUUCCAUGAAUUCUCCAAAGCACCACCACAGCUGGAGCAGGACUUGGCAAAACUCCCCACGCUGAAGAACCCCGACCAACCAUCAGCAGACACCUUGGCUGCCAAAGUCCUCAUUUAUAGUGCCUUUCACAAGAGUUCCGAGAAGUGAUAUCUUAGACUUGGACUAUGGCGUUGAAUAAAAAAAUAAGACAUUUUGACCUAAAAUCUUAGACAUUAUAGGGACUAAACCUGAUGUAAGCAAAGAAAGAAAACAAUUUAAACCAUUUCCUGUCCAGCCUACUAGAACAUUUAGUUAAUGUAUUUCAUCACAAUGGGAAUAGAUUUAUUGCAUUGAUACAAGCUUACUUUAAUAUUUAAGCAGCUUGACCGUAGCAAAGAUGCAUUUGUAAAUAAGAUGAUCUAAAUAUGUUUUCUAAUCAUGUAUAUAAAAUGAACUAGUGAGACUAAAGUCAGGCUUAUUUAAUAAGUGCUAUGUCAGUCAGAUAGUACACCUCUUGUGUGCCAGAGAUCCUAUUAAAAUGCAGUUGCCUCUGGUGCACAUUCGCUGGUGUAAGCUGAGCUUAGUACAUCAAGGCUGGAGAUUAAAUGUGUGGCAGAAGACUUUGUGCCAGACUAAGAGCAAUGAUGAAAAGAUCAUCAUCAUUGUGUGCCAUACAGUAUGUAAAUCUUAUGUGUUGGGGAAUACAUUGGAGGAGAUCUACUGAGUCACCUGCAAUAAUGGAAAUAUUGUCUAGUUCAUCCAUGAUCACUUUUGUAACAAGUCUUUACAGAAGAAAUGGGUCAGUUGUGAUGAUCAAGGUAGGGUGCAAAGUGUAAAUAAGGGGGUGCAAUCCCCCAUUAUUUUGCACUUUGCACUCUGCCCUGCAUAUUUAAUUAAUUACUGCAGGUCUCUGUGCUCCAAAAUGGAGCACAGGGACCUGCCACCUCCCCUAUGAAUACAGCAUUGCGUAUGUUUGGCAGCGCUGUAUUCAUGAGAGGUGAGAGGGGGAAGGCAUUGAGGUGCCACAACUUCAUCCUCUACCUGUCCGCUAUCUUGCAUGUCAUUCGGAUGUGCUAGUUAGGGAGUGGCUGCAGGCGCAGUGCCUAUAUAGGUCAGAUGGUAAGGACAAGGCUUCCCUGCGUCUGCACCCACUUUGCUUUUAACCUUGCGCUGGAUUUUUAGUCUGGUGCAAGGAGAGAGCACCGCUCCUGCUGCAAGUCAAGUGUGAAUAAGCACUAAGGGGCAUGCUUUGGUACCCCUUAGUGCCCCGGGCUUGUGUCAGGGUCACUUGUCAAUGACCCCUGAAUUGUCUUUUAUUGUACUUUCAGUAGAUGUAAAUUGCUAAUUCACUAGGGAGUCAUUUAUAAAUGAUUACCAAAGCAAAAUCAGACCUAGCCCAGAUGUACCAUAUUUGCAUCAAAUUGUAUGUUGCAUCACUUUUUUGAUGCCAGUGUUUAGACUGCUGCAUGAAUAGAUGCAAUACAAGUAACCCAAGCUGAGUCAGUUUUGAUUUUGCUUUGUAUCUUUCGCACGUAUGAAAAAGGCUCCAGUGCAGUCUGGCGUGGCUGUCUUUCAACAACUAAUCAUUGCAAGGGUGCAUUUUACAGUGUUUUAUUAAAAAAAAAAAUAGAACAAAAAAGUGAACAUUUUUGUACAUAUAGUCAUUUUUUAGGUCUUUUUUUAUGAGAUAAUGAAUGUGUUUUGAUGAAUGCGGCAGCUGUGAAGCAAACACGAACAAAUGUAGAAAGCCAUACUGAUUUCACUUAUUGGAGGCUCAUUGCCUUUCCUCUUUCAUUUCGCCAUUCGUGAACCACUAACUUGUAAUAUAUAUAUUGGGUUCGCAAAUGCUGGAAUAAAAGUGCUGAAACCAAGUAAAUUCCUUCCAAGUAAACCAAGAAUUUCCUUCGAAGGGGACUGGAAAUAAUGUAAAGCUUUUUACUCAAUGGCUGUUGUGGCCAUGCAAUCUGGCCAAGUGUUUGAGCAUUCAGACUUUUAGUUCAGUUAUUCCAGCCAAACCAAGCCAAUCUAGGACUCAAAACAUUGGCUUGUUGGCCAAGCUAGAAUUGUGUGGGGGGCUGCACUUGUUUACAGGAAUCUGAUAGUCCAGACACCUGUGAUUAUCUCCACCUUUGUAACCAGCUCAAGUAGUUCCCAGUAUCCAACACUGCCGCCCAUAUCUAAAGUAUUAUUUUCUUCAUUCAUCAUUUCAUUGCUGGAGGACUGCAAUAUAAAUAAAGCUCCUCAAGCAGUGAAAGGAAUGAGAUGAACAAAGUAUUUAUUGCAGUCAGCCUACUGACAUGGCAACCAUUGAGGCUGUUAGAUAGCCACUCCAUAAAGGGAAACAAAUAUGGCUUUUUAACCGAGUCCUAAUUACUAAGAGUGCGAUUGAUGCAUUCCUUUUGACUGCUGCACCUUGCCUAAUCAUAUUUUGUACUUGACAACAAUGCACCAUAGUGUUGACCUGUAUGUUUUUUUUCUAUUACAAUGCACAUAAUACCUUUUUCUCCCCCCUGUAUUUAUAUUAUAACUUGUAUAGUAUAUAAUGUGAACCUUUGGGUAUUUGUGAAUGAAAGUAAAUCUUUGUAACUUUUAUACCUGCUUCUGUUUCACCAAAGAAACUUUUUGGUUUGCUAGUCUUCGGUUCCUAGUGUUUUUAUUUAUUCUUUUUGAAAUUAUUUUUUAAUAGAAGAAUGUGUAAUUAUAGAUCAAAUUAAUAAACACUCAAAUGUUUAUGUGACUAA